AUGGCUGCUCCAUCGCAACAAACUUCUGCGAGCCACGAUCCAUCUCUAUUUGGUCACGACGAAGAGCAGAUUCGGUUGAUGGAGGAGCGUUGUAUUGUUACGGAUGAUAACGACAAUAUGCUGCGUGAUGGUAGCAAGAAAGAGUGCCAUCUGAUGGAAAACAUCAAUAAAGGGCUCCUGCACCGUGCCUUUUCGGUAUUUUUAUUCGAUUCAGAAACAGGAAAGCUGCUGCUCCAAAAGCGUGCACCGGAGAAGAUCACUUUCCCCAACAUGUGGACUAACACGUGCUGCUCCCACCCGUUGGCGGUGCGUUCAGAGAUGGACGGCAGCAACGGCGCCAAAAAUGCCGCCCAGAGAAAGCUAGAGCAUGAGCUAGGUAUCCCGGUAUCGCAGAUACCGGUGGAUUUGUUUCAGUUCCUGACACGCAUCCACUAUUUGGCGCCAAGCACGGGACCAUGGGGUGAGCAUGAGAGUACGUCAGGAUCGCGCUUAUUAGCAGUCGACUACAUCCUUUUUAUCACAACCCGUGUUGAUUUGAAUCUGAACAAGAAUGAGGUGUGCGAGGUGAAAUGGGUUUCGAUGGAUGAGCUGAGGGCUCUCAUGGAUGAACUGGAUCGUGCGUAUAAGUCCCUCACAUGA
Molecule: messenger RNA, 639 nt
Organism: Malassezia sympodialis ATCC 42132
Lineage: Eukaryota; Fungi; Basidiomycota; Malasseziomycetes; Malasseziales; Malasseziaceae
Gene: IDI1
Exons: 2
Coding region: 1-639 (212 amino acids)
Biological process (GO): isopentenyl diphosphate biosynthetic process; isoprenoid biosynthetic process
Cellular component (GO): cytoplasm
Molecular function (GO): isopentenyl-diphosphate delta-isomerase activity
Source: RefSeq, a predicted model, not a curated record